UUUUGCGUUGCGGAAUUCCUCUCUCCACUAGACAAAACACCGAGACGAAUGAGUACAACCUCGACUUGUGUCUUUUCACUUCACUUAUGAAUGAGAUGUUCAUACCUGCCAUGAACCGAUGCAGUUCAAUAAUGCAAGCCGAACCCGGACUCAGAGGUUAAGUAGCAAACAGUCUUCAACAUGCCUCCGGGUCAUCUGAGCUCAUCACAGUCGCGAUGGCCCCCAAGGAAUGCAUUAAGUCGGACACAACAUCCACCGCAUCAAAAGCUUUGGAAAACCGGGGUUGAGAGCUGCAGGUGGGAGGGAUACAUGGUUCUACUGACAAUGGCGUCCAAGGAGCUGCAUAACAGUGUCCAGAAGAGAAAUCGUCUACGCGAAUGUCAAUUGUGUGGGGUCCUGUUCGCUUUAGCAGGAAGUUUAGAAAACAGACUUUCUGUAUCAGCAGCAUCCCGGCAUCAACUGAUUCGAAGAGCCCAUUGGCGCAGUUCUCUUGAGCGGGAAUUCCGAUCGGUCAAUUGGCUUUACAACCGGGUGUCAAUUUUUCUUUCAGGCUCGGUGGGCGGGCCGUAGGCUCUUCUUGGAUCGAUCGCUUAGUCGCUGGCCACCAUGGCUCAACGAUUGGAAUCGGGGC
This is a messenger RNA of Aspergillus aculeatinus CBS 121060, 631 nucleotides long. RefSeq lists its product as uncharacterized. The transcript has a single exon. The coding region runs from base 181 to 570 and encodes 129 amino acids. The record is from RefSeq and is a predicted model, not a curated record. NCBI's taxonomy places the organism in Eukaryota, Fungi, Ascomycota, Eurotiomycetes, Eurotiales, Aspergillaceae.